AUGGAAAGCGCCGCUGGUGGCAGCGGCAACAGUAGUAGCCUAAGAACAUUGAUGUUCAAUGAUAAAAUUGAUACUCCUAACCUCGGAGACUUCCUCAGAGUCAAAGAAAACAACAACAAUACUACAGCAGGUCUUACGUUAGGCGCUGUGUUGAGCAACAAACCAGAAUGUUCUUCUUCUUCUUCCCCUGUCCAUUCCUCCAACAGAACUCUUCUUGAUAUCAUUCAAGAGGAUCCCAACAGCAGCAGAAAAACUCGAAAAACUUGGAAACAUUUCAGGAACAAACUCCGUCUUAAACGUGCUGCCGACACAUGGACUUCUAACAUUUCCAUUCAACAGGGUAAUAACAAUCCGAUAGUUAUGUCUCGGAGGUUGUCCCCUCGGUCACCUCCUCCCCUCGAUGAUGUUACUUACCAAGAGGACCUGCCCGUUGAAAAUUUCGGUCAGCGGGAGAUUUCGGCAUCUGGGUCACAAAGAAUAUUGCGAAGAAUUUCGAGCAGAAAUGAAACUGCAGAAGAGGAAGAAAGUGAAGGGGAAAAUGCUGGAGGAGAUGAACCGGUGAGGAUGUCAUUAAUGGCGUUAUUAGCAGAGAAUGAUGGAGAUGGGUCAGCUUAUAUGAUAGGAGAUGGAGACGAAGAAGAAGAUGAAGAGGAGGAAGAGGUUGAUGAUAAUGGAGUUCCCGGCGCCGGUGUCGGUGCCGGUGCGGUCGGAGAAUAUAACAACUGUUGUGUUUGUAUGGUGAGACAUAAGGGUGCUGCGUUUAUACCAUGUGGACAUACAUUUUGCAGGUUGUGUUGUAGGGAGCUUUGGGUUCAAAGGGGUAAUUGUCCUCUCUGCAACAAUUUGAUUUUGGAAGUUCUCGACAUUUUCUGA
This is a messenger RNA of Nicotiana tabacum (common tobacco), 873 nucleotides long. RefSeq lists its product as uncharacterized. The record is from RefSeq and is a predicted model, not a curated record. NCBI's taxonomy places the organism in Eukaryota, Viridiplantae, Streptophyta, Magnoliopsida, Solanales, Solanaceae.